AGGUACCACACUGCAUCGGGAUGUGCAACGCCUCAUCGUUCUCCUCCCAGUAGAGGAACAUGUCAGCAGAAAUCAGCUCGCCUGAUGGGUGCGCCACGCCAAGAUCGAGUGGGAGUUGUCGUGGCAGACUUUGCCUGGGCACAUCUUUGAUUGACAGCCUCCACGGUUCCUCACAGCGCUGGAUCCGUGUUCCAGUCUGGCAUCAGCAUAGGCAUGGCCACCACAUGCAACUGGUCACCUGCAUCUUCUCUGUGAUGGAUGAGAGGAGAAACGGACACAUAGGCUCCACUCCCAUGGCCAUCAGCUUCUGUCACCAUGGCACAUCUCAUGGAAAUGUUCUACACUGGAGCUGGAAUGAACCUUGCCAGACCCUGUCCUUGUUCAUAAGGAACUUCAUGAACCACUGGGUGUACUGGGCGGGUCCCAAGAUCGGUGGUGCUAUGUGUUGCAUCAUGUACGACUUCAUGUUCUUCCCCUGCAUGCACGGCCUGGCCGAGGGGCUAGCCACCCUGAAAGGCAGUCGGUCCCAAGAGGUGAACCAGCAGGACAUCAAGCUCAAGACCCACGUCCUAUAA
This is a messenger RNA of Engraulis encrasicolus (European anchovy), 575 nucleotides long. RefSeq names its product lens fiber major intrinsic protein-like. Lineage: Eukaryota; Metazoa; Chordata; Actinopteri; Clupeiformes; Engraulidae. The coding region runs from base 60 to 575 and encodes 171 amino acids. Gene Ontology annotation, molecular function: water channel activity. Gene Ontology annotation, cellular component: plasma membrane. The transcript is spliced from 4 exons. Gene Ontology annotation, biological process: water transport; transmembrane transport. The record is from RefSeq and is a predicted model, not a curated record.